CAGGCCCCUCGCCCGCCCGCCAUGAACCCGCAGCAGCAGCGGAUGGCCGCCAUCGGGACCGACAAGGAGCUCAGCGACCUGCUCGACUUCAGCGCGAUGUUUUCUCCACCUGUAAACAGUGGGAAAACCAGACCGACAACGCUAGGAAGCAGUCAGUUCAGUGGAUCGGGUAUGGAAGAACGGACAGGUGCUGCAUCUUGGGGGACGAGUGGUCAGUCCAGCCCGACAUACGAACCUACGAGGGAAAACGGCAGUCUCCUUGGGAAAAGCUCGGAUCUCUCAACAGCCCUUGAAAAGCUGAAACGUGAGGAGGGUUUCACGGAGAGCUCUCAUUAUGGGGAUCACUUGAACGACAGUCGAUUAGGGCCCAGUGAAGGAUUGUCCCCAACACCUUUUACAAACUCAAAUCUGAUGGGGAAAACGACAGAAAGGAGCCCGUUCCCGUUGUUUGGUCGAGAGCCAGGACUGACAGGCUGCCAGCCCAGUCUGCUUCGGCCAGAGAUGGGGCUUGGAAGCCCGAGUCAGAUGCCAUCCGCAGGGAAAGCGGGAACACCCUAUUAUCCGUUUUCUGCCACGAAUCCCAGGCGAAGGCCUCUCCAGGAGUCAUCUUCACUUGAUUCUCUGCAGACAAAGAAAGUAAGGAAGGUGCCUCCUGGUUUGCCUUCUUCUGUUUACGCACCAUCUCCCAAUUCUGAUGACUUCAACAGAGAAUCGCCAAGUUACCCGUCUCCUAAGCCACCCAGCAGUAUGUUUGCUAGCACUUUCUUUUUGCAAGAUGGGACCCACAGCGCUUCCGAUCUUUGGAGCCCUUCCAAUGGGAUGAGCCAGCCGGGCUACGGCGGAAUGCUUGGGAGUUCCUCAUCUCAUCUGUCGCAGUCGGGCAGCUACAGCAGCCUCCAUGCGCAUGAUCGCCUGAGCUACCCCCCGCAUUCAGUCUCACCCACAGAUCUCAACACCAGUCUUCCUCCAAUGUCUAGCUUCCACCGGGGCAGUACCAGCAGUUCUUCGUAUGUUGCGGCCUCGCACACGCCCCCCGUCAACGGAUCAGACAGCAGCAACAUCCUGGUGAACAGAGGCAAUGCUGCAGGAAGCUCACAGACUGGGGAUGCCUUGGGAAAAGCUUUGGCGUCUAUUUAUUCACCUGACCAUACCAGCAGCAGCUUUCCAUCCAAUCCCUCCACACCUGUUGGGUCGCCAUCACCUCUCAGCGGUGCCAGCCAGUGGUCAAGGGCUGGAGGACAGGCCCCUUCGUCCCCAAGCUAUGAGAAUUCUCUGCACUCCUUGAAAAACCGAGUUGAGCAACAGCUUCACGAGCAUUUGCAAGAUGCGAUGUCCUUCUUAAAGGAUGUCUGUGAGCAGUCCCGGAUGGAGGACCGCUUGGACAGACUGGACGACGCAAUCCACGUGCUGCGCAACCACGCAGUGGGGCCUUCGACGAGCCUGGCCGGGGCCCACGGAGACAUCCACAGCUUACUGGGACCAUCCCCCCACCACAACGGGCCUGGGAGCGGCUUGAGCUCCAGCUAUGGCGCCUCUAGCCUCGUCACCACCAGCCGGCUGGGGGCCUCUCACCGGGAAGACAGCGUCAGCCUUGGGAGCAGCAGCCACUCCACCCUGCCCAGCACAGCCCCCGCUCAGAACGCAGAACUCAGCCACAAAGCCCAGGAGAGCUACAGAGCGCUGUCAGCAGCGGGGUUGCUGAGCCGGUCGGUCGCGUUGGGCCCUGCCGAAAUCAAGUCGGAGCACAAGGAGAAGGACGAUCCUCACAGCCACGACCCUGCCUCUUCCGAUGACAUGAAAUCCGACGACGAGUCCUCCCAGAAAGAGAUCAAGCUUUCGUCCAGAGGCAGGACAAGCAGUACCAACGAAGAUGAGGAUUUGAACCCGGAGCAGAAGCUGGAGCGGGAGCGAGAGAGGAGGAUGGCCAACAAUGCUCGCGAGCGCUUGCGGGUCCGAGACAUCAACGAGGCGUUCAAGGAGCUGGGCCGGAUGUGCCAGCUGCACCUCAAGAGCGAGAAGCCCCAGACCAAGCUGCUGAUUCUCCACCAGGCCGUGGCCGUCAUCCUCAGCCUGGAGCAGCAAGUCCGAGAGAGAAACCUGAACCCCAAAGCAGCCUGCCUUAAGAGAAGGGAAGAGGAGAAAGUGUCUGCCGUAUCGGCGGAGCCCCCAGCCACGCAUCCCGGGAGCCUUCCAGGGCUUAGUGAAACUACCAACCCUAUGGGUCAUAUGUGAGCU
This is a messenger RNA of Heteronotia binoei (common prickly gecko), 2235 nucleotides long. It is a transcript of the gene TCF12, whose product is annotated as transcription factor 12. The transcript is spliced from 20 exons. The record is from RefSeq and is a predicted model, not a curated record. Lineage: Eukaryota; Metazoa; Chordata; Lepidosauria; Squamata; Gekkonidae. Gene Ontology annotation, molecular function: protein dimerization activity; RNA polymerase II cis-regulatory region sequence-specific DNA binding; DNA-binding transcription factor activity, RNA polymerase II-specific. Bases 22 to 2232 code for a protein of 736 amino acids. Gene Ontology annotation, biological process: regulation of transcription by RNA polymerase II. Gene Ontology annotation, cellular component: transcription regulator complex.